AUGGAAGUGAAAAAGUUGAGCAUUUCCUGGCAGUUCUUGAUAGUUCUGGUUCUGAUCCUGCAAAUUCUGUCUGCGUUGGAUUUUGACCCAUACAGAGUCCUAGGGGUCAGCCGAACAGCCAGUCAGGCUGAUAUUAAAAAGGCUUAUAAGAAGCUCGCCCGGGAAUGGCAUCCUGACAAAAACAGAGAUCCUGGAGCAGAAGACAAGUUCAUCCAAAUUAGCAAGGCUUAUGAGAUUCUUUCCAAUGAAGAAAAGAGGUCCAAUUACGAUCACUAUGGAGAUGCCGGAGAGAACCAGGGCUACCAGAAGCAGCCGCAACAGCGGGAAUAUCGCUUCCGGCAUUUCCAUGAGAAUUUUUACUUUGAUGAGUCCUUUUUUCACUUCCCUUUUAAUUCGGAGCGGCGGGACUCCAUUGAUGAGAAGUAUUUAUUGCACUUCUCACACUACGUGAAUGAAGUGGUUCCAGAUAGCUUCAAGAAACCCUACCUCAUCAAGAUCACCUCAGAUUGGUGCUUUAGCUGUAUCCACAUCGAGCCUGUUUGGAAAGAGGUAGUUCAAGAACUGGAAGGAUUGGGUGUAGGAAUUGGCGUGGUCCAUGCUGGGUACGAGAGACGCCUGGCCCAUCACCUGGGAGCGCAUAGCACUCCCUCUAUCCUGGGAAUCAUAAAUGGGAAAAUCUCCUUCUUCCAUAAUGCAGUCGUCCGCGAGAACCUACGACAGUUUGUAGAAAGUCUUCUUCCAGGGAACUUGGUGGAGAAAGUUACAAAUAAAAAUUACGUCCGAUUCCUCUCUGGCUGGCAGCAAGAGAAUAAACCUCAUGUCCUUCUGUUUGACCAGAUGCCCGUCGUACCACUGCUGUACAAGUUGACUGCUUUUGCAUACAAAGAUUACUUGUCAUUUGGAUAUGUACACGUCGGUUUGAGAGGGGCGGAAGAGAUGACAAGACGGUACAAUGUCAAUGUCUAUGCCCCCACCAUCUUGAUCUUUAAAGAACACAUAAACAAGCCUGCAGAUGUUAUCCAGGCCCGAGGUAUGAAGAAACGGGUCAUUGACGACUUCCUCACCCAAAACAAGUAUCUACUGGCAGCCAGGCUCACCAGCCAGAAGUUCUUCCAUGAGCUCUGCCCCGUAAAGCGGUCUCACCGACAGAGGAAGUACUGUGUGGUUUUACUGACCCCCGAGGCUACCAAGUUGAGUAAACCCUUUGAGGCUUUCCUGUCCUUUGCCCUGGCAAACACACAAGACACAGUGAGAUUCGUGCACGUCUACAGCAAUCGACAGCAAGAGUUUGCCAACACCUUACUACCAGACAUUGAUACGUUUCAAGGAAAAUCAGCGGUGUCUAUCUUGGAAAGGCGCACCACGGGAGGAAGGGUGGUGUAUAAAACCCUGGAGGCUCCCUGGACAGGGAGUGAGAGUGAUAAAUUCACGCUUUUGGGCUAUCUUGACCAGCUGCGCAGAGACCCCGCUCUGCUGUCCUCAGAAGCUGUGCUCCCGGACCUGACAGAUGAACUUGCCCCUAUCUUUCUCCUCCGGUGGUUCUACUCUGCUUCUGACUACAUCUCAGACUGCUGGGACAGCAUAUUUCACAACAACUGGCGGGAAAUGAUGCCCCUUCUGUCCCUGGUCUUCUCUGCCCUCUUUAUCCUCUUUGGCACCGUCAUCGUUCAGGCUUUCAGUGACUCAAACGAUGAGCGAGAGUCUAACCCUCCAGAUAAAGAGGAAGCUCAUGAGAAGGCCGGGAAGACUGAGCCAACCUUCACCAAAGAAAACAGCAGCAAGAUUCCUAAAAAAGGCUUUGUGGAGGUAACGGAGCUCACAGAUGUAACGUACACCAGUAACCUGGUCCGCCUGAGGCCAGGCCACAUGAACGUGGUCCUCAUCCUGUCAAAUUCCACCAAGACCAGCCUACUACAGAAAUUCGCUUUGGAGGUCUACACAUUCACUGGGAGCAGCUGCCUGCACUUCUCCUUCCUGAGUCUAGAUAAACACAGAGAAUGGCUGGAAUACUUGCUAGAAUUUGCUCAGGAUGCAGCCCCGAUCCCAAACCAAUACGACAAGCAUUUCAUGGAGCGUGACUACACAGGUUACGUGCUGGCCCUGAACGGUCACAAGAAGUACUUCUGCCUCUUCAAGCCCCAGAAAGCAGUGGAAGAGGAGGAGGCCGUGGGGUCCUGCGGUGAUCUUGACUCUUCCCUCCAUCUGGGCGAAACUCGAGGGAAAUCUUCCUGUGGCCUUGGACCCAGGCCCAUCAAAGGGAAAUUGAGCAAGUUGUCCUUAUGGAUGGAGCGCCUGCUCGAAGGCUCCUUACAGAGGUUUUAUAUCCCGUCGUGGCCUGAACUAGACUGAGGGAGCUCGAGAGAGACUUUAACUCUUCAGGCUUUUUAAUAGGCCC
This is a messenger RNA of Neomonachus schauinslandi (Hawaiian monk seal), 2395 nucleotides long. RefSeq names its product DnaJ heat shock protein family (Hsp40) member C16 (gene DNAJC16). Lineage: Eukaryota; Metazoa; Chordata; Mammalia; Carnivora; Phocidae. The transcript has 14 exons. The coding region runs from base 1 to 2349 and encodes 782 amino acids. The record is from RefSeq and is a predicted model, not a curated record.